UCUGUGUGUGUACUCCAACAUGGCUGAAGUCUCCCAGAGGAAUGUGAGUAAAACGGCUCUCAAGGAGAACCCCGAGGUAGGAGACAUGAGCGCGGCGGUGAGGACCGAUGUGUUCUCCGACGACGACGAGGAAGAUUUAAAUAAAGCGGAUGAAAUCAGCAGCGACGAGGACGACGAGGAUGAACGAAAACGGCAAAAGCUGCUGGAAGCCAUCAGCGCUCUCGGUGGGAAGAGGAAGAAGAAGCUCGGGGAGAGAUCCGAGGCGUCCGUCCACAUGUCCGAGUUCACCGUCAAGGCGGACGGGGAAGGAGACAGAAUCGACCUGUCGGACCUCAUCGGGACCAUGGGGAAAACCUCCGUCCUGCCAGCCAAGACCAAGAAGCAGCUGAAGAACCUACAGCGAGUGAACAGGACUAUUGAGUGUCCUCUGAGCAAGCAGGAGAGCCAGAGGAUCCAGAGAGACGUGGCCUUUCAGAAGGUGUCCAAAGAGGUGACCCGGUGGAAGAGCAUCAUCAAACAGAACCAGAGGGCCGAGCAGCUGGUCUUCCCCCUGAACCAGGAGCCCGCUGGCCCCAAGCCCAUGGAGAGGGUGGUGAGCGGCUGGAAGGCACAAACUCCCCUGGAGCAGGAGAUCUUCGCCGUCUUGUCCGCCAACAAGCAGCCGGUCAACGACCCCAUCUUGACCCCCGUGGAGGAGGCCUCGGUGAGGGCGAUGAGCCUGGAGGAUGCCAAGAUCCGGCGCGCGGAGCUGCAGAAAGCCCGCGUGCUGCAGUCCUACUACGAGUCCAAGGCCCGGAGAGAGAGGAAGAUUAAGAGCAAGAAGUACCACAAGGUGCAGAACAAGGCCAAUCGCAAGGACUUCCUGAAACAGUUCGACGAGAUGGUGAAGACGGACCCGGCCGCCGCCUUGGAGGAGCUGAACAAGAUCGAGCUGGCCCGCAUGCAGGAGCGGAUGUCCCUGAAGCACCAGAACAGCGGCAAGUGGGCCAAGUCGAAGGCCAUCAUGGCCAAAUACGACGACGGGGCUCGCAAAGCCAUGCAGCAGCAGCUGGAGGUAAACAAAGAGCUGACCCAAAAACUAGUGAGCUCCAUGAAUAACGAGGAGGAGGAGGAGGAGGAAGAGGAGAAGGAGGUAGAGCUGCUGCCUGAUGUUGUAAACGAUGCAGAGCCGGGACUGGACUCGUUAAACCCCUGGAUGAGAGGGAAGCUCUCUGAAGAACCCACAGAACAAGAGAUGGAAGACCCUGUCGCGCUCACAGCUGAGAAGCCUGGAAAUACAAUUGUAGAAGAGGAGGAGGAGGAGGAGGAGGAGGAGGUUGAGGAGACGGAAGAGGAAGUGCUCCUCCGAGAGUUUGACAGCAGGAGGAAACUGCGUCAGGCUCAGGAGGCUCUUGCAGCACCGAUGAUAUCUGCGGACGAGGAGGAGGAUGAAGCGUCUGCAGCAGAGGACCCGGAUGAGGAGGAAGAGCUCACAGAGUUCACCAGCCUGUUCCUCGGGAGAGCAGAAGUCCGUCAGGAGGCCGAGGCGACCGCCGCUGCUCGGCUGGAGGAAGACGUGAUCAGGAUCAGGUCUCUGGACGACAUGGAGGUCCUCGGUCAGACGCCGACCAGCGUUGAGGCGGCUGCUCCUCCCACAGACCUGGAGCAGCUGCCUCCUGCUCCUCAAACAUCUGGCAAGAAGAGGAAACGGAAGAGAGGGAUCGAGCUGAAGGAAGUUCUCACCAAAGGGACAAAGGUCAUCAAAGUGCCUCUCGCUCCGACCACGGAGGACACGGAGGACUCUGAGAAGACGGACCAGCGGGGGCUCAUCAAAGAGGCCUUCGCCGGGGACGACGUCGUCUCCGACUUCCUCCAGGACAAGAGGAGGCAGGAGGCCGCGGGGAAGCCCAAGGUGGUGGACCUGACGCUGCCCGGGUGGGGUGAGUGGGGCGGCACGGGCCUCAGGCCGUCCCGCAGCAAGCGCAGGAGGUUCCGGACCAAGGCGGCGCCGCCUCCGCCCCGGAAGGACCAACACCUGCCCAGCGUCAUCAUGUCGGAGAAGAGGAACCGCUCCAUCAGCCUCCACCAGGUGAGCACGCUGCCCUUCCCCUUCCAGAACCACGCGCAGUUCGAGAGCACCAUCCGCUCGCCGCUGGGCCGCACCUGGAACACGGAGCGCACCGUGAAGAAGAUCGUCAAGCCCCGGGUGGUCACGAAGCUGGGCGCCAUCAUCGAGCCCAUGGCGCGGGAGGAGCUGCUGAAAAACAAGACGCAGGCGUCCGCCGGGAGUAACCGCAGUGUGGACUCGUGGAAAAGGAAACAUUGAGUAUGGAACGAGAGAAAAGGAUGGAGACCCUCAUCAUCUUCUUCAUCAUCUUCAUCAGGUUCAUGUUGUGAGCUCAUUUCAGCUUUUAAAUGAGAUGAAAUCAUGUUGACUGUUUCUGGAGCCUUUCAUGUUUAAUCCAGUUUAUAAAGUGAACUAUGUAGUGGAGAAUAUAUUGAAUCAAAAUCUCUAAAAAAUAAAAUUGAGUUGAAGAUA
Pseudoliparis swirei is the source of this 2518-nucleotide messenger RNA. RefSeq lists its product as uncharacterized. Gene Ontology annotation, cellular component: nucleolus; small-subunit processome. The record is from RefSeq and is a predicted model, not a curated record. The coding region runs from base 20 to 2305 and encodes 761 amino acids. Lineage: Eukaryota; Metazoa; Chordata; Actinopteri; Perciformes; Liparidae. Gene Ontology annotation, biological process: rRNA processing. The transcript has a single exon.